Cinara cedri is the source of this 12282-nucleotide messenger RNA. The record is from the annotation of a GenBank genome assembly. Lineage: Eukaryota; Metazoa; Arthropoda; Insecta; Hemiptera; Aphididae.
AUUUUAUGGUCGUGAUCACGGCUUCAGAGAGAUAUUGGUAGUUCGCCCGCGACUCUCGCACCGCGAAUCGUGAUAACAGGUAGACUUGUUGAUCUGCCGGGCUGUUCCGUUCCUCUUUCACGCUGGUUGCCGGACUUCCUGUCCCGGAAUUGUGGGCUGCUGUGCGUCGAAGAAGAUGCUGUGAGUACGCAGCGUGACAAUGGCCACGACCGCGGCCACCGCGUUAUUCGCGUUAUGUUUCCAUCUGGUGGCGGCCGUUUCGGACCAGAAGACGUCUCUCGACCAAGGAAAUUCGUUAAGUAGUGUAAGUACCCAACCUCUACCAUAGUAUAUUACCCCAUAUGUCUGUUACGGUGCUGUGCCCGUAGACGCUUGACGUACGUUAAAUCCGGUCAACUUAUUCCAGGGUUCAAUAAAACUGCAAUCUUUAUCAAUUAAAAAUUCCAAGAAAAAACCCACCACCGCUGGUCUUUAUGUGCUUUAAAUGGGAUUUUUCGGGUUCAAAUACGUUAAAAAGUAAAAAAAAAAAAAAAAAUUAUAGAUUUUAUGUUGUAUUUAUUAAAAAUCUAAUAAGACACAAAUUCGUCUCAUAGUACGUUUUCAGUGCAUAUGUAUACGCAUUCCAUUAUUUUUUUGCGCAUAAAGUUCCAAGCCCUGUAUAUAAUAUAGGUACACAUAAAAAAACAACUUAAAAAACUAAAAUAAAAUGUAUUUUUUCUUAAACAAUUACGAUUCAUUGUUAAUUUUACCGGGUUUUAUUAAUGGACUAAUUGACUUAGUAUUUUCCACUUUAAACUGUCUGUUCUACUAUCCACUUUAGUGAAUCAAGUGCAUGUGCUCAGGGGUGGAGUGGCCUGCCAGGCAAAUAGAAAAAUACCCUAUGCCCUGGCUAAGAGCUGUGAUGUAGUUUAGGCAUUUUUACAGUGCUAAUCUAGUGAGAAAUGUAUUGGUUUUAUUAUGUGUGUUUUUUUACAAUCACAUUUAUUUUAUGUUUUUGUCUGUAAACUACAUUUCUACUAGAAAUAUUGCCCAGAUCAUAAACUAUAGGGAUGGUUUUGUAGUGGCAAAUGUUGUCUAGCUGGUGCAUUUGGGGAAGUCGUUUAAUCAUUUUAUUUUUUUGAAUUUUUUAAAACAUUAAUACUUAUUUAGUUAUAAAUUAUCUUUUGUCAAAAUUGAACUAAAUAAGUAUACCUAUAUUCUACUUUUAUGUUUAAAAUCGUCCAAUGCACGUUAUUUAAGUGUCUUACAGAAAAACAAUAAUAUCAUUGGUAUUGUGUAGUGUGCCUGUAGUAGGUGUAUUGGCUGAAAUGGUAUGGAAUGUUAUUUGAAGGUAUUUGAUGGAGAAAGUUUCUACGAAUGUAUGGUCUAAUAAUUUGUAUUUAUACUUCUCUAAACAAAAAUGUUAAGUUGGUACAUUAUUAGGUACAGCUAUCAAAAUGGUAUCAAGAAAUGGUGAAAAUCAAAAUGGCCUGGAAAUAAAUAUUUGUACUGGUAAGAAUUUUCAAUUUUUUACUCUGCCCCUGGAUGCGCUAAGAUUUUCUUUUCAGUGUGAACCAAAAGUAGUAAGGUAUCUAAGUUAUUAUUAUUAUCCUACUGCUGUUACUAUUUAUUGAUAAAAUUCAUAAAUACGUAUAAACAUUAUCAAUACACACGACACACGUUAAUGAGGAUGUAUGGUUAGGUGCAUCCCCUAGUUCAUGCUUGGGCUUAACAGUGUCAACUGUUAUACUAACAUAACAUACCUACCCUUAUAAUGAACUGGCUUUGAUUAAUUUUUACAACAUUCAAUGCGUAUAGAUUUGAGUCUAAUCAGUCAACCAUAGAGGAUAGGCUCAGUCAAACAUAAUAUUAUAUAUCUAUUUUAAAUGUCCUUGUUCUGUUUUGUGUAGAGUCUGCUAUGUAUAUUUAAUGGAUCAUUUGGUAAAAACUUUCUCUGAUAUUUACUUUCUUUUAUUUUUUUGUCAUUAUUUUUCAAUUGAAUAAUUAUAUAAAUUUGUAUUUAGAUUUAUGGUCAGAAUCAAGUGUAUAGUACCAGUACAGUGGAUAGUACUAAUGCAGUGGAUAAUACCGAUACAUCGACUGAUGUGUUUAAUCAAUUUCGUAAGUAUUUAUAUUCUUGCAUUUUUUUUAUUUUUUAAAUAAAUUAUCCUUUAUUAAAUUAUAUUACAAAAAUAAUUCAACGUGAAAAAUAAAAAUAUAUUGCACUAAACAAAACAGGUAUUUUAUAAGUAGUAAUCAAAUAGUGUUCAUUUAAAUCUUGUUUGACUAUUUAAAACCUGCUUGAAUACUGAUUACUAUUCAAUAUUAUCAUACUCUAUUAACCACAUAUUAUCUACAAUACCUAUACAUUAUGAUAUUAUAACAUAAACUCUUUUAAAAAAAAAAUGUCUUAAUAUUAAAUAUUAAGACAUUUUGGGGAUGGUUUAAGGGUUGUAAUAUAUAUUGAAUAUUUUCAAUCUAAAUUAAGGAAAAAAUUAUAGGGAUGUUAAAUAUUGUUGUACGCGUGUCGUAAUAUUCAUUAUUGAUUAUAAUAUAAUUAUUUGGUAUUUUAAUUAAAUGAUUAUUUGGUAUAUUGAUUGGUAAUUUAUUAAAUUAGUUGAUUAAGUGUAAUCCAAAUUAAUUGAUUAUUAUGAGAAAAAAAUAAUCGCGCACUCCUAGUUAUUUCCGGUUUAGUGUGUAAUCUACAAUAUACAAUUUUAUGUUUGAUUGGAUUGAGAUGUAUGUUAUAUAUAACUUAAAAAACGGGAAAAAAAACGAAAUUGCAAAUGUAGAGAACAACUUUCUAUACCUACCAGCUUCUUUCACCAACUUGAGUGGGGCUGUAUGCCUCUCUGUGUCCACCCCUUAGGGGCCACUUACCUACCCUAAAUUUCUAACCUGUUACUGUUGCAAUGAAGAUAAUAUAUUCUGAAUUUAUAUGAAUGAUAUAUGCGCAUAUGCAAAGUUAGUUUAUAUCAAACUUUUAAUUUAUAAUAAACUUUGUUUUGUUAUUCAAAACCAUGCAGGGUGGUAAACAAAACAAAAGUAAAAUAUAUUAUCAUAUUAUAUCAUAAUAUCGAACUUCGAAGCGCUAUAAUUUUGAAAAGAAGUCUGCUGCAAAAUACCUGAUUGUAUAAUCGCAAUCAGUGUCCAAAAAUACAGUAUAUACAGUUUUGAAGCUCCAUAUGAACCGUAAAAAUAUUGUGUCCGUUUAUAACCAAAAAACUCUAAAAUUUCAAAUAACAAUUUAUUUCUAAAAAAAAUUUUGGAAUAUGUCAAAAUUAUACUACAUCUAGAAAAUACUAAUACAAGUAUUCUAUAGUAUUCUAGUCUACUCUCAUUAUUCACUGAUUUAAUACACCAAAAAAUCAAUUUUAACAAAAACCUGUUGUAUAAAUAUUCCUAUAUUUUUUUUCUGUUUUCUUUAUUAAAAAAAUUGCAAAUUAACUACAAAAUAUGCAUUUCCCAAUACACUAGAUAGACAAAACUCGCUACUAAAAACUAAUCUUGAUGUUGAUGAUAGUAGCAAGUUUACUAAUCAGAAACUAGUUCAGAAGGAUAGAUAGAGAAAAUAAAAAACCAUAUAUUUCAUAGUAAAAUGUCUAAAUUUGUUACUUGGCUUUGAAUCUGUUAUAAUGGUAUUAGUUGUUAUUUAUUUUUCAAUCAAAUAAUAUUAUAUAAUUGACAUACCUAAUAGUAAAAAAAAAAAAAUAAUAAUAAUUUAUUAACUAUUAUGUGAUUUAAAAAUUAUAUAUUUGUAAUUUUUACAGAUUUGCAUGAAUCACCCGAAUGGCCUUUUCCACGAAAAAUUGAUAGCAGUAUCGGUCAAAUUUCUGGUGUUUCUAUAAGCAAAGACAAUCUUGUGUACAUAUUUCAUAGGGGUGAUCGAGAAUGGAACGACACUACAUUCCUUUAUAACAAUGUAUACAGAAAUCAAGCGAGAGGACCCAUAACUGAACCUGCAGUACUUGUGCUUGAUUCAAAAAAUGGUUCAGUAAUUAAUAGAUGGGGUAGUAACAGGUAUAACAAAAUCAAUAAAUUAUAUCCCCUCCUUGUAAUAAACAUGAAUAUUAAAAUUAUAAUUUUGUUAUAGAUUUUAUAUGCCCCAUGGCAUUACCGUUGAUCAUGAUAAUAAUGUUUGGCUUACUGAUGUUGCACUUCAUCAAGUUUUUAAGUUCAGCCCUAGUUCAGAAAAUAGUACUUAUAAUUUAAUAUUGACUUUGGGUACUUCAUUCGAACCUGGACAAGAUUUUGACAAGUUUUGUAAACCUACAUCAGUGGCUGUUGCUACUAGUGGUGAAUUCUAUGUAGCGGAUGGAUAUUGUAAUUCACGUAUUGUUAAAUUUUCUGCUGAUGGACGAGUACUGUUGGAAUGGGGUCGAUCUACUAAAGUCUCAGGUUGAUAAAUAAUGGUUACUUAUCGUAAAUAGAUGCGGCCUCUUUAAUUUAAAUAAUAAAUGAACAUGUCCUUUCAUAAGUAUAUUAUAAAAUUUAUUUUAUAGGACCAAAUAGUAGACAAUAGUAAACAACUAUAAAACUUAUCAUUAACAUUGACUUUAGACUUUUUUUCUAGACAUACAUAUUAGUCUUUUAAAAAGUGACAAUAAGAAAAAAUAUACAAUAAUAUUAUACAUUAUUUUAAGAUUUUUUCCAUGACUGAAAGUGUUUAUUAUUAAUAUUAAAAAUUUAAUUUGCAUAAUAUAUAAAUAUUUUACAAUAAAUAAUGUAUAAAAACAAGUUUUAUUGCAUUUUACUAACAAUUAAAAUGUAUUUUUAUUUGGUCUACAAACUAAAUAUGUCUAUCUAUGAUGUUUUAACUAAUAUAAUUUUCAUAUAAGUUUUUAUUUAAUUUUAGGUGACAUGACUGUGCCUCCUUACCAAUUAUGGAUUCCACAUGCAUUAACAUUAGCUGAAGAUAAAAAAAUAAUUUGUGUGGCUGACCGCGAGAAUGGCAGAGUAGUGUGUUUCAAUAUGAAUAAUGGAACAUUUGUAUUUGAAAUUAAUCCUCAAUUAUUUCAACGUAUAUUUAGUGUUGCAUAUACACCAGUAGCCGGUAUGCUUACAUUGUAUUUUAUUACUUUAUGCCAAUUUUAAAGUAAAAAUGAUUUGAUUUCUACAUAUAUUAAAGUAAAAGCAAAUAACUUGGCAUUUAACUGCAAUAGAAGAAAUAAUUAUAAUAAUUUUAUAAAUAUAUUUUAAUUUUAAAAAAUGAGCUUCUCGUGUACAUGUGUAUAUACAGGAUGAUUCAAAACGUAUGCUACAGUUAUUUUACUAUACAAAUAUUCAAAAUAGUUUUUUGAUUUAUAAACAUCGAAAAGAAUGUAUACAUUUUUUAUUUGUUUUAAGUCUUUUUGUGGUUAAUUUUGAAAUUCAAAUGGGAACUAAUACAUUUUUGCAAAUGUAAUGUGAAGAUAUUUUUUUAAAUACAUUGUAAUGUUUGAAUAACAUUAAUUUAUUCAAGAUUAUAAUUGAGAGUGGCUUAAAGUUGAUACAAAUACUGCUAUUACUGGUUUGCGAAAGUAGCGUGGCACAUUGUGUGAUAAAUAAUGUCAUUAGCUAUUUGUUUGCGUGCAGUUACAAUGCAAUUUCUAAAAACUAAAUCAUUCUCAAGUACAGAGUUUUGAAUAAAUUAAUGUGAUUCAAUCACUAAAAUUUAUUCAAAAAACGUAUAGUGUUCCCAUUUGAAUUUCAAAAGUUGACCUCCAAAACCACUUUUAUAAUACUGUGAAAAAAAAAUAUAAAUUAUUUUAGAUGUUUAUAAAUAUAAAAGACUUGUGUAUUGUAUAUUUUAAUAUUUCUAUUUUGGUAUAUUUGAAAUAUUUAUGUUCUAAUAUUUGCAUAAAAUGAUUGAAAUAUAAGUGUUGAAUCACAUAGUAUAUAAUAUAUACUAUAUUUCAUGUUUUAUAAACAAUGUUCAAGACAUAAAGCAUUUUCUUAUUUUUAUAUGUCAUUAAGUCUAACAAAAAGUUAUGGAAAUAUAUAUCAUGUCAUUAGUUAACUUUUUUUGUUUGCAUAUUUUUUACUAGUUAUUUCUUUCUACUUCUAUUUUGUAAGCGUUUAUUUCAGGACUUUAAUGAAGUUCUUUAAAUACUUUUUUUUUAUUGAUUUUAAGCACUGUAGGUCUCGAACUCUGUUAAUAAUGCUCUAAUUUUAUAUUUUUAGGUGGCUUAUUUUAUGUUCUUAAUGAUAGAAAUGCUGAUGUAAAUACGAUUCCUGAGUCACUCGCACAAGGAUUUGUGAUCAAUGCUACAACAUUGGAAGUAAUUGGACGAUUCCAUCCUGGAGAUAAUGAGUUUGUAAGGCCUCAUGAUAUGGCUGUAAGCCCAGAUGGGUCAUCUGUUUAUGUAGUUGAACUAAUAAGGUCUCAUGUACGGAAAUUUGUUUUGGGUAAAUAAAACUUAGUGUUUUUGUUUGUUUUAAAAGUAUUUUAAUGAUAUAAUUUAUAAUGUAUACCUAUUAUAAAUAAUCUGUACUCUUUCUAUGUAUGUGUUUAAGAGGACAUGAUACCUGCAUUUACUUUCUCACUCUAAAUUAAUGGGCAACAUAUCAAAAUUAUGUUGCUUAGAACAUAAAUUGUAAAAUUUAGGUUAAAGUUCCAUAGAAUUUAGCAAGUAUUUAUUUUUUUUUUUUGAAAUGGGGUCCAGGCUAGUGUUCAUUUUGUCAAGUAUAGUUGAGUAUGUACCAACAUACAAAUUUCACUAGGAGAUAUUUGAAUAUUUACAGCAUACAUUGAAAUGGCAGAGUUUCAAUUUGCUUUUAAAUUCUAACCGAAACAAUGAAUGUAUUGGUUUUUAUAUGAUAUGUGCUUAAUAAUAUUUUGUAUCUGUUAACAACUUUUCUACUGGAAAUCUUGCUUCAAUAAAAAAAAAAAAUCUUUUAGUGUAUUUUGUUGAUACAUUAGGAAUUCAUUUUUUUAUUUUCCUUAUAGUUUUCUUUAUUAUUAAAACAACUGUGAAAAUGUACUGUUUCAUUAAUUUUCAAUUUUUGUUACAAUACAGUUAAAAACAAUCAGAUGAGUAACUUGGACGGCGCUGCUAUUUUAGUAUACAAUUCAUAAAUUCAUAAAUUAAUAUGUGUUUUGUAGUAAUCUGUUUUUAAAAAUUGCUUUAUUGAGCUUUUCUCUGUACAAGUAUCACGUUCUUUAUACAUAAUUUUUGUGUUAAGGUACUCAAAUAGUAAAAACAAAAUAAUAAAUCCAUUUUUGUAAAUUCAAACCAUCAAUACAAUAUUAUUGUAAUAUGAUAGCUUAUCAGAAAUAAUUGAGUUUUAAAAUAUAUAUACCUAGUUUUUACAUUUAUUUUUUUUAAUAAAUCAAUAGAGUACAAUCAAAAAAAUAUAGGAAUAAAGUAUUUGUCUAAUUAUAAAUUAGAAUUCAACACAUUUUAAAACAACUUAAAGAGGAAAGUAUUUUUAGUUUUUAUGGACCUUACUUUUUCUAAAAAUUGUUAUACAAUAAAGUUAUAUUGACAUUUUAAAAUAGUUGUAAUUUUUUUGUACAGCAUGUUUUUAGAAAUAAUCAUACAGCGCUCUGGAAUAUUCUCUUUUUAGAUAAUAAUUUUGAUCUAAAUGCUACAUUUUAUGUUCUAUGUAACCUAAUUUUGUUGCUAUAUACACUGUUAGUGGGACUGAGAUAGUGAAUACAGGUAUUGUGACCCCUUAAGUUUGUGUAGUUAUUAGUACAUAGAUACAUAAAUAUACAUGUUAUGUUUUCAAAACAUAAUAUGUAUAACAAUAAACAAUUACAAUUUUUAAAAAUGUUUCAAAUAAUAAAUUACUAUUACAUGAUAACUAUAAUAAUAAAUCAGUAAUAAUAACGAAUAUAACUUUUUUUUAGUUGGUAAAAGCAAAAUAUAUAUUUCUUUUGGGUAUCACAGCAAUUUAUUGUGAUUUUAGAAUAACAUUAUUUGUUAAGAUCAUUCUCGCACUACUGUAUAUAAAAUAAACAUAAAUGAAACUAAAAAAAAGAUAUAUAUAUAUAUUUAUUUAUCUGUUGUGUGAAACUAAAUUUCUAGUGGUGUUUAUUAUUUACAUUUGAUACAUUGGAGUAAGAUUUCUGUUACAAUAAAUUUGCUCAUAGUGUAAAAAAAUUUAUAUACAUAGAUAUCUAUAUAUUUCUCACUACCGUCCAAAUCUAAAAUAUUUGUUAAAAUUAUUUGUGUAUACAUAUAAAACACAUAUUAAAUUUUAAUCGGUUCAUUGCAAUAUUUUUUGAUUGUGACAUUAUUUUAUCAAUAAAUUAUUUUUUAUAUGUAUACAAUGUGAUACAUUUAAGUUUUUCAAGAUUUUUCUCUUUUGAAAAUAGUUUAUACUUCAGAGAUAAUGAGUGUACUCACUUAAACGAAUCAUCUUGUUUAUAUUGUGUAUAUUAUAAUUCAUAAUACCUAGAACCUGUUCAAAGAUUCUAUUCAAAAAAAUUAUACGAUUUUGUUAUAAUGAUAACUAAUUUAUAUUUUAUGAACACGUGUAUCCGUGUAGUUAUAAUUACACAAACAUUACAAUCAUCUGUAGUAUAUAUUUUUCUGUUUACUAUACACAAAAUAGAAUUCUCUGAUUGCACUAUUACUGUAAUGUUAUUUACUUACGUUUCAGACUCAGAUAUUCAAAAUCGAUUUAUAAACAAAAGUUAUGUUCCGUUACAUUUUUCAGAACAUGAAUUAAUGUUAUAUGAUUAUAACAUAUUGAAAAGUAGGUUUAAAUUACAAAUGAAAUGUAACCAUUUCAGAUAAUCCAUAUAAAUCAGAGGUCAGCAAUCCCCUAACAUUUUUUUUUUUUUGUUAAUUUCAUAUUCAACAAAAUUAUGAAAAUAAAUAUAAUAGUAAUAAUAUAUUGAUGUCUCUUAUUGACAUCUCUAUUUAAAUCUUAUAAUUUAUAUUUUAUCAUAUUUCUAUAAAACAUUUUGCAAAUUGUACAAAAGUGAAUUGUAGGUUGCUGAUCAUUGAUCUAAAUGAUUAAAUAUAUUGUAGUGCGUGAUGUUAUUAUGUCAUUAGAUCCUAAUUAUUUUUUUGAAAAUAACUGCGGUUAGCAUUUUAUUAUAUGAGAUUUAUGUAUUUAUAAAUAUUAUUAUCUGUGUUCAGUUAUUUAUUUUUAAAAUAGCUGAAUAAAGUAACCCUUUUAAGCAUUUCUAUUUUUCUAAUAAUUAUGUUUGAAAACAUUGCAAAACUAAUAUUUCACAUACAAAAUCUCAUUCUGCUUAGAAUCAAAAUAAAUUAUCAUCAUACACAGUUACGUGGCGAAUAGAGAGUGCUUUAUACCCUUUAAAAUUUUUGCUAGCCCCGCUCUAAAAAAAAAUUUAUAAAUUAUUUAACUUUUUUAUUGUAAAAUAUUGAAAAACAUGUAAUAAAUCAAUUGAAAACUGAAAGUAUUAAUACAUUUACUACUGAAAACAGGAAAAUGGUUUUAUUAUAGAUAGUUACUUAUUAAUUUGUAUUUAUAUUAUUAUAAUUUUAUUUAAGGAAUUUGUAACAAAGUUUUUUUUUUAAGAAAAACUAGGUACAUAAUAUUUUAAUUGAAUACUAUUAGUUAUACAAUGUGCAAAACAAUAAAAUAACAACUCAAAAUUAAUGUUGACACAUCAAUUUUGAGCAGUAUGAUGACAGUAAAGUAAUAAAUAAUCUUGAAAUAAUUCUAUGAAUACAGUUUCCAAUAAAUUAUAAUUUUAUUUUAGUAUUUUUAAAAAAUUAAAUUACAAUUUACUAAUUGUUUCGUUUUAUAUAACUGUAGCAAUUAUAUAUGAUGAGAAAUUAAAAUAUUUUCUGUAAAAAUGUUACCAGAUAAUUCAGGAAGUUUUAUUUUAAUUAUGUUUUACAUUUUAAACAACUGCUGUAUGUAACAAGACCUGCUGGUUAUCAUGAUGGUAGAUUAUAAAAACAGUCUGUUUUUAUUUCAUUUUUUUUUUUUUUAUGAAGAUCCUUUAAAUAAUUUUAAUUAUGUUUUUAUUUUACAAACUUUGGUGUGAAUGAUAUGGAUAUUUCAUUUAAACUUUUAAAUUUUUAUUAUAAAAUCAUUUUCUUGCUCUAGAAUAUGAAUUUAUUAUAUUUAUCAUUUAUAUUAUUGUUGCAUUUUAAUUAUACCAAAUAAACUUAAUUACGCUUAAAAGCAGCAACUUAGAAAAAAAUGCACUUAUAUUUUUACAAUUUACUAAAGAUUAAUCUCACUAAGUUAAAACUCGAGAGGGUUUACACUUUUAAUUUUAAUUUUUUAUUUAUUUCUUUUUAUAAUACUGAUUUUUAAUUAUAUUGUUUUUAUAAUUUUCAGAUUGUUCCAGACUUAGAGAAAAUUCUGGCAAAAAGAUUUUAGUAUUUAUGUUAGUGAUUGCUGUGGGUUUAUUUUUCACUGCUGCCAUAUUUGUAACCGUUUUGAUAUACACAAGAACUAAAUCAAUGGGUAAUUACUAAAAUAACUUUAAAUAACAUUAGAUGCCCAUUUUUUUUAUUAGAUCAUUCUAAUUUAUAAUAUUACAUGUAUUGCAAUUAUCAAACACUAUAGAUUAAAACAUUUAUGUAGGUGUUGAAAUUUUUGUCCAGAGUUAAAUUGACAAGAAAGUGAUUCUUAUACAAAGAAUAUAAAAUAAUAAAGUACAAACAAAAUUAUUAAAAUGGUUAAUACUCUUAAAUAAAUAUAUAAAUAAAAAAUGUAUAUACUAUAAAAAUAAAAUAAAUAAAUGAAUCACUAUAAUAUAAUUAUUAUAUUACACUUAUCAUAAUACUCCAGGUGACAUAUUGGUUCAUUUAUUUUUAUUUUUAUUUAUACAUUUUUUAUUUCUAUAUUUAUUUACUUUAAAGAAUAUAAGACGUAUAUUAGUUUUUUUUUUAAAAAAAAUAAUUUAUUAAAAAUAUAAAUACAAGUAAACAAAUUGAUUUAUCUACCUUAUUUAAAAGAAGCUUGAGCUGAAGGCAGAGAUAAAGAGUUAUUUGCUAUAAAUCACAACUAAAUAUAUUUACAAUGAUAGCUACAAAAAUAAUAUAAAAUAUAUCAUUUUUUAUGUUUACAAUUUAGGUAUACAAAUUUGGGUAAUGAUUUAUUUAUAUUAAUAUUAUUCUUGACUCCAAGAUAUUUCUUAAAAUUAUUAUUUAGAUAAUAGAAGUAAGUAGGUUCUAAAUAAUCUACAAAUUUCUGACCUAUACUUUUUUUAAUAUAAUUUACAUUUAAAUUGUAUCUUUAAGAUUUAUGUUUACGUAUAUUUGAAUACAAUUGAGAGGAAUUUUUUAAAAUGAAGGAUAUAGAAAGUUUUUUAUAUAGAAAAUUUAAAGGAAGUGCACAUAGUUAUUUAAAAUUAUCAAUAGUAGAUCCGACCCGAUCUUUUUUAUUAAGGUAGAUACGAACAGCACUAUUUUAUAAUAAAAUAAGAGAAAGUGAUUCUUAUACAAAGAAUAUAAGACAUUAUUAGUUUUUAAAACCAUACAAUAAGCAAAUAAUUACAGCGUGUCCAAUGCCCUUGUUAAGAAGUACCACUAAAUGUUUCAGCUAAAGAAUACCUGGUAUUCAGACUGAAUGGAUCAAAAUAAGGAAUAAGUUAUUUGAUAAGUUAACUGUUUUCUGCAUAAGUAUAAUACAUGUUUAUGGUUAAAACUUAAUACCCCAUAUGUACUAACGAAAUUUAUUAGCCAUUGUGUUGUAAUUGUUUUUUUUUUUAUGUGUAAAUCAUGUUUCAGUUCACCGCGAAGACAUGAAUUUUGGUCGUUGGCAACCUCGGACACUGGUAACAGCUGAUGGAUUUAAUCUGGGUAAUAUAUUCAAUAAGAAACAACGGGCUGGUUUUGAAAAACUCGCGACCGUCGAAGUUAGCGAAGAUGAUGAUGAUGGUGAUGACGACAUCAAUGAUCUGAAUGUGAGAGCUUAAUUAUCAAAAUAAUAAUAUAAAUUUCAUUGUCUGCAGAACAAUAAUAACUAUGUCGCAUUAGUCUGUUCAAUUUAUUAUUUUCGCUAUUAUCUAUUAUUAUAAUCUGUCGUCAAUCCAGGGAUUGAUUAUAGAAGUUUUUGGACCUAGCAGCUUUGUCUGCAAAACAUUACUCUGUAAAUUGGUACCUAACCUAAUAGAUGCAAAUAGAGGGUCUUUGGAGCUGAGCCCCUUCGGGUCCCCCAAAGUCAAUCAUAGUCCUCACCAAAAUGUUACAUAGUAUUCACUAUUCACAAGGACUAUCCCCCCCUAAGUUAAAAAUAAAACUAUUUGCACCAAUGGGUAACCUUUUUUUUUUUUUGGUCAUUGAUCAUUAUUAUACUGCAUGUUAACUUAAUGUUAUAAACGAUUAUCAAAAUAUAAUUAAUUUAAAGUGUCAUAUUUUGUAUAUUACGCUAGUACUCACC